AUGGCCGAAGGCGACGCCACCAUGUGGAAACUCGACGAAGGGCCCUUCCACUGCUCCCCGGGUGCCCCAGUCCAAGCCGACGCGUCCUCCCCACAACUGAUAGUUCCGUUUUGCGGGCACAUCAACGGCGGCAUGCGACCAGGCAAGAAGGUCUUAGUGAUGGGCAUCGUGGAUCUCAACCCGGAAAGCUUUGCCAUCAGCUUGACCUGCGGGGACUCGGAAGACCCUCCUGCCGACGUGGCCAUGGAACUCAAGGCCGUGUUCCCAGGCCGGCGGGUCCUGCGAAACUCGUGUGUGGCAGGAGAAAGGGGCCAAGAGCAGUCAGCCAUCCCGUACUUCCCGUUCAUUUCAGACCAGCCGUUCAGGGUGGAGAUUCUCUGCGAGCACCCGUGUUUCCGAGUGUUGGUGGAUGGGCGCCAACUGUUCGAUUUUUACCACCGUAUUCAAACACUGUCUGCCAUCAACACCAUCAAGAUCAGUGGGGACCUCCAGAUCACCAAACUCGGCUGA
Molecule: messenger RNA, 510 nt
Organism: Psammomys obesus (fat sand rat)
Lineage: Eukaryota; Metazoa; Chordata; Mammalia; Rodentia; Muridae
Product: galectin-related protein-like
Exons: 1
Coding region: 1-510 (169 amino acids)
Molecular function (GO): carbohydrate binding
Source: RefSeq, a predicted model, not a curated record